GUAUUUUUUGCUAACGAAGUAAUUUAAUCACAUGAUUCACAACUCAAGGUGAAUGAUAAGUCUCCCUCCUCUCUUGCCCUUAACCAUCCCAGGGUUGUCAUCUGGCUCUGUGUAUCCCUCCGGUUAUAGUUUAUGCACGCGAUCGUAGCAUCGUGAAGUGUUUGGGAUUCAUAGCCCUCAAGAUUGACCUGGUCUGAGUUCAUAAUGUCAAAGUUAAAAAGCUCAGAGUCUGUCAGGGUGGUGGUUCGCUGUCGGCCUAUGAAUAGCAAGGAAAAGGCUGCUUCGUAUGACAAGGUGGUGGAUGUGGACGUGAAGUUGGGGCAGGUGUCUGUGAAGAACCCCAAGGGAGUAGCCCAUGAGAUGCCUAAGACCUUCACCUUUGACGCCGUGUAUGACUGGAAUGCCAAGCAGUUUGAACUCUAUGAUGAGACAUUCCGACCACUUGUGGACUCCGUCCUGCAGGGUUUCAAUGGGACGAUUUUUGCUUAUGGACAAACUGGGACUGGGAAAACUUACACAAUGGAAGGAGUCCGGGGUGACCCAGAAAAAAGAGGGGUUAUCCCUAACUCGUUUGACCACAUUUUUACCCACAUUUCUCGAUCCCAGAAUCAACAAUACCUGGUCAGGGCUUCUUACUUAGAGAUCUACCAGGAGGAGAUCCGAGAUCUGCUCUCAAAGGAUCAGACCAAAAGGCUUGAGCUCAAAGAGAGGCCUGACACUGGGGUGUAUGUGAAAGACCUGUCUUCUUUUGUCACUAAGAGCGUGAAGGAGAUCGAACACGUGAUGAAUGUAGGGAACCAGAACCGUUCUGUGGGUGCUACCAACAUGAAUGAGCACAGUUCACGUUCUCACGCAAUUUUUGUUAUCACCAUUGAGUGUAGUGAAGUAGGCCUUGAUGGUGAAAAUCAUAUCCGUGUAGGGAAAUUGAACCUUGUAGAUCUUGCUGGCAGCGAACGGCAAGCCAAGACUGGUGCACAAGGCGAGAGAUUGAAGGAGGCAACCAAGAUCAACCUCUCGCUUUCGGCCUUGGGUAAUGUCAUCUCUGCCCUGGUAGACGGCAAAAGCACUCACAUUCCAUAUCGGGACUCAAAGCUUACCAGGCUCCUCCAAGAUUCUCUUGGUGGCAAUGCUAAAACUGUCAUGGUAGCCAAUGUGGGGCCUGCCUCUUACAAUGUAGAAGAGACUCUGACUACUCUGAGAUAUGCCAACCGUGCCAAAAACAUUAAGAACAAGCCUAGGGUUAAUGAGGACCCUAAAGAUGCCCUCCUGCGAGAAUUCCAGGAAGAGAUUGCUCGGCUCAAGGCCCAGCUGGAAAAAAGAUCCAUUGGCAGGAGGAAGAAGCGAGAGAAGCGGAGGGAAGGUGGUGGCAGUGGUGGGGUUGGGGAAGAGGAGGAGGAGGAGGGAGAAGAGGGUGAGGAGGAAGGGGAUGAUAAGGAUGAUUACUGGCGGGAACAGCAAGAAAAAUUGGAGAUUGAGAAGCGGGCCAUUGUAGAAGAUCACAGCUUGGUUGCAGAGGAGAAGAUGAGGCUGCUGAAGGAGAAGGAGAAAAAGAUGGAGGACCUACGGCGGGAGAAGGAUGCAGCCGAGAUGCUGGGUGCCAAAAUCAAGGCCAUGGAGAGUAAGCUGCUUGUUGGAGGAAAAAAUAUAGUAGAUCAUACAAAUGAACAGCAGAAAAUCCUGGAGCAGAAACGUCAGGAAAUCGCAGAGCAGAAACGUCGAGAAAGAGAAAUCCAGCAACAGAUGGAAAGUCGAGAUGAGGAGACCUUGGAACUUAAAGAGACCUACAGCUCAUUGCAGCAAGAGGUGGACAUCAAGACCAAAAAACUCAAAAAGCUCUUCUCCAAGCUUCAGGCAGUGAAGGCAGAGAUCCAUGACCUCCAAGAAGAGCACAUCAAGGAGCGGCAGGAGCUAGAGCAGACUCAGAAUGAGCUCACCAGGGAACUGAAACUCAAGCAUCUUAUUAUAGAAAACUUUAUCCCUCUGGAAGAAAAAAGUAAAAUUAUGAAUAGAUCCUUCUUUGAUGAAGAGGAAGAUCACUGGAAAUUACAUCCUCUAACCAGACUCGAGAAUCAGCAGAUGAUGAAGCGACCAGUCUCAGCUGUGGGAUACAAGAGACCAUUGAGCCAACAUGCAAGAAUGUCCAUGAUGAUUCGUCCAGAGGCCCGAUAUAGGGCAGAAAACAUCGUGCUAUUAGAGCUGGAUAUGCCCAGCCGGACUACCAGAGACUAUGAAGGCCCCGCCAUCGCCCCCAAAGUGCAGGCCGCCCUGGAUGCAGCACUGCAGGAUGAAGAUGAGAUACAGGUGGACGCGUCAUCCUUUGAAAGCACUGUAAAUAAGAAAGCGAAGGCCAGGCCUAAAAGUGGAAGGAAGUCAGGAUCCUCCUCCUCUUCCUCAGGAACCUCUACAUCUCAGCUUUAUCCACAGUCUCGAGGGCUGGUUCCAAAGUAAAGCCAGUUCCACCUCUCCCAGGGUAUAAACAGCAUUGGCCUUCUGAGAGAAGAGACGAACAAAGAGAUCUGCAGAGAGGACUUGAGCCCAACUCAGAACCAUUUCCCUGGGGAGACACGAUGGCCUCUUUGCAAAUUAACCGACUUAAUCUGGUUGAAAUGUGCUGGUCCUAAUCUGGCACACAGCUCCUCUGGGAAACGCCUUUUAAGUAGCAUCUCAGAAAUGCAUGAGUAAGGUAACGUGGGACACUCAAAGUGGAAAGCAAGAGAAUGACCAGUGACCUUGCUUCCCUUCCCCCUGCCUUUUCUCCACCCUCCUCCUUUGCCUGCCCUCCCUUUCCUUCUCCUUUUCGAGCCUGUUUUUGACAUUGGCCUCCUUUCUUGUUAAACAGUAAGGCAGAAUCAGGAGUCACCUUAGGAGGACCAAGCCUUUGAGGCUUACGGUACAGUGACAGUGAGGUUGAAAAGUGAAAGUCCUAGACCUUGAGUAGGUGCCUGUUCUUGGUAGACAUGCACCUGAUGCGCACGAUCUUCUGUCUUGCACCCAUGCCCUUCAAUAAGAAGUGGAUCUGCCUUUGGGAUCUGCUGAAUGAGGAAAUCUUCUCUAAGGAAGCUAUCGGUUUCUGCUCCUGAAAGAUACAGAUAUUUCAGAAGCAAUCGAUAUAGCAUUCCCUUUUCUUCCUUGGAGAAUUUAGGGAAAUAGCUUCUUUAAAACCUCAAAACCAUGACCAUCUUGUCAAAGACCUAAAUCUGUAAGCUGGUGCCACGUCUACACACCAUGUUACUUACUUUUCAUUUGUCACCAGCUUUUUCCAUGUGUACUCUGAGAGUCCCUGCCCGGCCCAUCCUCUGCCUCAAGGGCAUGCUCUGCGGAGAGCUUGUUUUGUGGGAGAAGGGAGGCAGGCUCUGCCUUCUCCAGUGGGACAGGAGUGAGGGAGUAAGACCUACAGAGGCACUUUUGAAUUUCCCAUUUUACUCCCUAUUUGCAUUGAGAACAUAAGGGUCUAGGCAGAUGCAGAGACAGAGCCAUGAGGCUCAGUGCAGGGGGAAGGGAAGACAACAGAUGGAAGCAAAGGAAUCCUGCCUGCCUUCAGCAGAAGUCUCGCUGGAUGCCAGAACCAUGGCUCCCCCUGGGCAGAGUCCAGGGUGGUGGGCAGAGUAGUGGCUGUGCAGUUGAAUAGGCUCACAGGGGAGAGUUAGGACUUCCCAUUUCCAUAUACUAGUUUGGUUGUUAAGUUUUAGUUCUUUGUAUUAUUGGAAGUUAAAGCUUCAUUUUUUUGUUGGUCAUUAGGUGAAUGUUACUCAUUUCCUUACCCUCCCCCAAGAGGAGCUCUUAAAUGUGUGGGUGUGCAAGCACAGUGGUGCCUGUGUGCUUUGAGUGUGUCCGUGUGUAUGAGAGAGAGAGACACCAAGAACUUGCCCAGUUUUAGAAGUACACUAGCGUGCAGUUGUUGCCUUUGUUUGUAUCAGAGGCACAUCGAAUGACUGAUCCAGGUAGGAAGCUCUCCCACAUGGGUGUCUGAGUCCACGAGCCAAGCCUGAGGGGACAAUGUGAGUCCCCAGGUCUGCCCCACUGUGCACCUUGCUGGCACGGUGCCUCAGGAAGGUGGCGACUCAGGUGGGCCUUGAGUUACCCUGUAACUCAGCUGCUCAGUUCCCAGGGCACAUUUCUGGAUCAGAACCCCUGGGAAAGAGGAGGUACCAAGUGCAAUGUCUUAGCGGAGACCUGUCAUGCGGCAGCUUCUCUCCUUUGUAGUAACCAUUAUUUCUGAACCCAGGAUCCUUUUAAGCAAUUCCCAGAGCAUAAUGGAGCCUUCCCUCAUCUUUCUUGGUAUCAAACCUGUUUCUUUCUUAUUUACUGAGAAUUUACCUGUUUGAAUAGGAACCAGAUAAUAAAGUGGGUAGCCUAAGAUGGUUAUCUGCCAGCUACACCUGUCUGUUGCACCACAUUUCCUCAAAGAUAGUCUGAAUUCUGUAGAAAAUAUUCAAGUAGCAAAUCUGUUGUCUGCAGAUAACACCAGACCUCAACACUGACUUUUUGAGGUGGCUUUUCUGAUCAAGGGUGGUUGAGUGACCUUAGAACUGUUGUAUGAGAGCAAAAGAAGGUGGUCCAAGUGGACAGGCAGGGUUAAGAAAACAAGCUUGCCUUAUACUCAGCUGUAUUCAUCUGCUCUGUGAAACAAAGUGGACCACCACCUGUGCGCAGGUGAAGCUGUCCCCUCCCAAGCAGUCUCUGGUGCUUUUCUUCUCUCAAAAUGGAUCCGAUAAAUAUUUGAAUAGAGAGACAUAGUACAUCUUGCUGCUCCCAGCAAGCUGCUGCUUUGGGCUCUGAACCCAGCCAAGUGUGUAGAGAACUUACCACGCCCACUAAGGAACCAGGUUUUCAUGUUUGUAGUCAUGCUAGAAUGUCCCAGGCUAUCUGAGGGCCUUCAUGCUAGCAGCAGCUAGUAAAGUCUGGAAGCAAAUCUAACAGGAUCUAAGAAGACGGUCUGGGAGAAAGAGUUGGAGAUUGUGGGUGCAACCCUCAUCAGGGCCCUUUAUACUCUGAUCAGCAGGAAUGUAUCUGGCUUCAUAUUUAAAUCCACAUUUCUCCCAGACCCCUGGAUUCAGAACCCAAGGCCACAAAUGAUAGGCAUGAAGCACUUUUUUAGGACUGACUGACCUACAUUGGAUUGUUCUCCGUCGAAUGCCUGCAUGCUGCUUGAA
This is a messenger RNA of Condylura cristata (star-nosed mole), 5153 nucleotides long. It is a transcript of the gene KIF3B, whose product is annotated as kinesin family member 3B. The record is from RefSeq and is a predicted model, not a curated record. Gene Ontology annotation, biological process: microtubule-based movement. Lineage: Eukaryota; Metazoa; Chordata; Mammalia; Eulipotyphla; Talpidae. The transcript is spliced from 9 exons. Bases 205 to 2448 code for a protein of 747 amino acids. Gene Ontology annotation, molecular function: microtubule motor activity; microtubule binding; ATP binding.